Caenorhabditis remanei is the source of this 384-nucleotide messenger RNA. RefSeq lists its product as uncharacterized. Gene Ontology annotation, biological process: positive regulation of voltage-gated potassium channel activity; regulation of synaptic transmission, cholinergic; sleep. The transcript has 4 exons. Bases 1 to 384 code for a protein of 127 amino acids. The record is from RefSeq and is a predicted model, not a curated record. Lineage: Eukaryota; Metazoa; Nematoda; Chromadorea; Rhabditida; Rhabditidae.
AUGCGGUGCCUCAUCGUGUUCAUCUCCUUGUUCGCCGUCUCUGCAGCUCUCAACUGCUACAUUUGUAACAGUUUGAACCAGCCCGACUGCGUCACAAACUUUACAGGAUUCAGCAAGGUCUGUCCAGUCAAGUCGUUCUCCGGAUUGAAAUCAGUGAAGCCAGUCGGAUGCCGGGUUACCCGUCAGUACGUCAACGAGGAAACUUCGAUCGUCAGAGAAUGUGCCUACACUGGAGAGAAUGUUGAGAGAAAAUCGAACAAGGGAUCCCUCGGAGUCUCACGUGUCUACUCUCAAUGCUCCGAAGCUCUCUGCAACUCUGCCAACUCAUCUUUCCAAUUCAUCACCGCCGCUGUUCUCAUUGCUCUCUACAAAAUCUUCGCUUGA